AUGUCUUUGGUUGUCUUUGCAAAUAUAAUGAAAAAUUCAGUAGCGAAUUUAUUUAUUUCACCGAAAGAUAAACCAAAUUAUUCAAUUUAUUCUUCGAAAACUGAUACAAAGCUCAUCAAAUUUAUCAAAAAAGCUUACAUAAGAUGGGCAUAUUUUAUCGCAACUCACCUUACUCUGACAAUUGUCAUAUGUAUUGCAGCAUCAUGCAUUUGUGCUGUUAAAGUACUCAAAACUCCGUACAAAAAUGAUCCAAUUGGACAUAUUCCUUAUGGUGCUCGUGCUCGUUAUGAGUAUGCGGUGGAAGAGGAGUUUAAAAAUUUAAAUGGAAGAAGUAUUCUUCUAAUAAUAUCAGUCUUAGCAAAAGAUAACGGAUCAGUGUUGACUAAGGAGAUUCUCGAAGAAUCAGUCAUGAUCGAUGAUAUAAUAUCAAAUAAUUUCACUAUAAAUAAUCAUAUAACUGGCCAAGACGAAUCGUUCAACAAAUUUUGUCGAAGUUUUUGCCUUAUAAACGAACCAGUCCGAUUAUUUUAUCGAACAUUUGUUAUUCAACAAGAACGAUUGAAAUCAAAUCAACCAGUAAAUGAACGUAUUAAUCUUGACUAUCCAACUGCCACAAUAUAUGGUCGACGAAUUAAUCUACAGUUGAACUUCAAUGGAGUUAUUUUAUCGAAUAAAAAUUCGACAAAUAUAAAUUCAACUUCCACUAUAACAAACAUGGAUUAUGUAAAAAUGUUAACAUUCUUUUAUCGUGGCGAAGGUUCAGCUGAAACAACUGAAGAAGACGUUCGUAAAUAUGAACUCGAGAUCGUAAAUGAAUAUAAGCCAAAAUACGUUCGCACAUCGAUCCUCUCGUUCUUCUACAUUGACGCUGAGGUGACACGAGGCGGACUAAGCAUGAUGCCAUAUCUCGCUGUUGGCUUCGCUAUAAUGAUUUACUUGGCGAUAUUUGCUUGUAUUUGCCCACUUAUGGCCAACGUUACUGCCAUAGGCGUAUUACUUUAUUUUGGUGUUCGUAAUGGUUCGAUAUUAUGCAUUACUCCAUUUUUGGUUUUAGCUGUCGGUAAGAUUUCAUCUUAUCAAUCGAGAAUUACUGAAGAUUGUGUUGCGCAUCGAAUUGCACAGGUUUUAUCAGAAACUGGUCCAGCAAUCCUAAUAUCAGCACUAACAAAUAUACUUGCUGAUGGCGUAGGUGCGUUUACAGGCUCACCUGAGAUUACUCUCCUUUGCAUUGGAAAUAUGGCAUCGAUUUUUAUGGAUUUUAUCUACCAGUUGACAUUCUAUACAGCAGUAAUGUGUAUUGCUGGCCAAGCAGAAAUGUCAAAUGAAAUCGGUCGUUUGAAUAUUCAGUCGAUAAAAGUUGAUAAUGAGUCGCAAUUAAGUCAUAUAGUAGACAAUGCCCGUGACCAAAUAAAAUCGCAGUGCUCGUGGCUUCUCAAUAAAUAUGUUGAACUACUCACUAACAAAUUCGUCGCGCUCAUUAUCUUUUGUCUUUGGAUUAUAUUUAUUACAUUCUCGAUACUUGGAAUAAAUCGAAUAAAUAUUGAACUAAAACCAACGGAAUUAUUUCCAAACGAUUCUCCUUUAAUUGAAGCAAGCAAUUUAAUAAAGGAUUAUAUAGUGCCACAAUAUACUGUGGCCCAUUUCUAUGUGAACAAUCCGGGAAAUCUUUCUGAUCCACUGCGCUUGCAAAACCUAAGUAACAUGGUAGCAGAACUUGAGAAUCUAAAUUCAUCUUGGGGAACAUCGUGGGGCGCAGAAAGCUCAUAUUAUUUUAUUCGCGAAUUUCUCGAUUAUGAAAGGCUUUAUCAAGAUAAUGGUGAAAUCGUUGAGAAUGGAAUGAACCAAACUAAACAGCCAUUCAGUGAGCAAGAUUUGAACGAUUUCCUGGACUGGCCGGAAUAUAAAAAAUGGCGUGGUUUUGUUCAUCUAAACAAGAACGGAACAUUGCAAAGAUUCUUUUUUACAACUGCUUAUUAUGGUGAAAAUUUGAAACGAUUCCCAGAAAAAUCCAAAUUAUUAUAUGCUCUGCGAUCAGUAAUCGACAAAUAUAAUGAUAAAUUCAAUGUUUCUGUUUAUACUGAUGAUGGCAUUUUUCUGGACUUAAUCGACAAUAUGCCUGUAGAUGCUUGGCAGUCGGCUUUGGGAAUACUUCUAUCGAUGGCAUUUAUUUGCUUCAUCUUUCUCUAUGACACAUUUACCGUUAUCGUUGUAUCAGCAGCGAUAUUGUCCAUUAUGACAGGCAUGACUGGAGUAGUGAGUUGGUUUGGUGUUAACUUAGAACCGAUCAUGAUGGCUGCACUACUUAUAUCGAUGGGUUUUAGCGUUGAUAUUCCUGCUCACGUUGCUUAUCAUUAUAAUGUCGCUGUAAACUUGAAAUCUCAUUCGAAUGAUCCUUUAACAGUGGAGCAACGUUUACGAAAAUGUUUCAGUGCCGUUGCUCUUCCUGCUUUACAAGCAUCUCUCAAUACAAAUCUCUGUAUAAUUGGACUGGCACUUAUUCCACUUUAUAUGGCUCAGGUGAUUGUAAAAAUGUUAGUAACAUGCAUAUUGUUAUGUGUAAUUCAUGGUCUUAUAAUUAUUCCUUGUAUUUUUACAUUAAUCAAUAUAAUCUCGAAAAGUUUUGCGAAAGAGCGGCGGAAAGUCGAAAGUGUUUCAUCAAAUUCCUUUACUUAG
Dracunculus medinensis (Guinea worm) is the source of this 2673-nucleotide messenger RNA. Lineage: Eukaryota; Metazoa; Nematoda; Chromadorea; Rhabditida; Dracunculidae. The record is from the annotation of a GenBank genome assembly.